AUGGAGCUGAACCUCGACGGGCUGGCCAACCUGCACCAAGCCGGCGAGCUGCUGAGCCCCGCGGGGGCGCACGCCCGCCAGCCGCCCUCGGCGCACCGCAACCUGGUCUCCUCGCACGGCCGGCCGGCGAUGGUCUCCAGCAUGGCUUCCAUCCUGGACGGGGCGGGGACUACCGGCCGGAGCACAGCCUGGGGGGGGGCCCUGCACCCCGCCAUGAGCAUGGCCUGCGAGUCGCCGUCCGGGAUGAGCACCUACACGACGCUGACCCCGCUCCAGCACCUGCCGCCUAUCUCCACCGUCUCGGAGAAAUUCCACCACCCGCACGCCCACCACCACCACCACCACCAUCACCACCACCCGCACCAGCGGCUUUCGGGCAACGUCAGCGGCAGCUUCGCCCUCAUGCGCGAGGAGCGCAGCCUGGCCGCCUCCAUGGGCAACCUCUACGGCCACUACCCCAAGGAGAUGCCGGCCAUGGGGCAGCCCCUCUCGCCCCUCUCCAACGGCCUCGGCUCGCUGCACAACAGCCCCCAGACCCUCGCUCCCUACGGCCCGGGGGGGCACCUGGCCGGCGACAAGCUCCUCUCCCCCAACGGCUUCGAGACCCACAUGCUCUCCCGCGGCGAGGAGCACCUAGCCCGCGGCUUGGCCGGCCCGGCCUCGGGCAUGAUGCCCGCCCUCAACGGCAUGCACCCCCACGGCCAUCCCCACGGCCAGGGCGCGGCGUCCGGAGGGCCUGCGGGGGGCUCGGGCCAGGUGGAGGAGAUCAACACCAAGGAGGUGGCGCAGCGCAUCACGGCCGAGCUGAAGCGCUAUAGCAUCCCGCAGGCCAUCUUCGCCCAGCGGAUCCUGUGCCGCUCGCAGGGCACCCUCUCCGACCUGCUGCGCAACCCCAAGCCCUGGAGCAAGCUCAAGUCCGGCCGGGAGACCUUCCGCAGGAUGUGGAAAUGGCUGCAGGAGCCCGAGUUCCAGCGUAUGUCGGCGCUGAGGCUGGCAGCGUGCAAACGUAAAGAACAGGAGCAGCAGAAAGACAGGAACCUCCAGCCCAAGAAGCAACGUCUGGUCUUCACGGACCUCCAGCGCCGCACCCUGAUCGCCAUCUUCAAGGAGAACAAGAGGCCGUCCAAAGAAAUGCAGAUGACCAUCUCGCAACAGCUGGGCCUCGAGCUGAACACAGUCAGCAAUUUCUUCAUGAAUGCUCGCCGAAGGUGUAUGAAUCGUUGGCAGGAGGAGCCGGGAACCAACCCUGGGGUCCCUUCUUCAUCAACAAGCACUUUUUCCAAAGCAUGAGGUCUCUCUUCACACACACAA
Messenger RNA from Heteronotia binoei (common prickly gecko), 1311 nucleotides. It is a transcript of the gene ONECUT3, whose product is annotated as one cut homeobox 3. Gene Ontology annotation, cellular component: nucleus. Gene Ontology annotation, biological process: regulation of transcription by RNA polymerase II. The record is from RefSeq and is a predicted model, not a curated record. Lineage: Eukaryota; Metazoa; Chordata; Lepidosauria; Squamata; Gekkonidae. Gene Ontology annotation, molecular function: DNA-binding transcription factor activity, RNA polymerase II-specific; RNA polymerase II cis-regulatory region sequence-specific DNA binding.